Solanum dulcamara is the source of this 1902-nucleotide messenger RNA. RefSeq names its product zinc finger protein NUTCRACKER-like. The record is from RefSeq and is a predicted model, not a curated record. The transcript has 4 exons. Gene Ontology annotation, molecular function: DNA-binding transcription factor activity. The coding region runs from base 229 to 1716 and encodes 495 amino acids. Lineage: Eukaryota; Viridiplantae; Streptophyta; Magnoliopsida; Solanales; Solanaceae. Gene Ontology annotation, cellular component: nucleus.
UUAAAAGACUGCAAUAUAUGAGAAUGUGUGCGUUAGAGAGAGAUCUCAUAUUUUUCUCUUCCUAUACUCCCACUCUUAUAUUUUUCUCCUUUUAAGCUCUUCUCUUAUAAAUUCUACCAACAAAUAGACAGAUCUAAAUAAUCAAAUCUUUCAAACUUAUGCUAUCUUCUUGGCAUCAUAAACAAAAGAUUGAAUUAUAAAUAUAUCCCAUCUAAGAAGAACAAAAAGAUGACAGAAGAAGUGAUAUCAGAUGGGUUUACUCACAACAACUCAAUUGAAGGAUCUAAUCCUCCUCCUCUCAAGAAAAAAAGAAAUCUUCCAGGAAAUCCAGAUCCUGAAGCAGAAGUGAUUGCCUUGUCACCAAAGACACUUAUGGCAACAAAUAGAUUCUUGUGUGAAAUUUGUGGAAAAGGUUUUCAAAGGGAUCAAAAUCUACAACUUCAUAGAAGAGGACAUAAUCUUCCAUGGAAACUAAAGCAAAGGACUUCAAAAGAAGUGAGAAAGAGAGUUUACGUGUGCCCGGAAAAGGCGUGUGUGCAUCAUCACCCUUCAAGGGCUUUAGGAGAUCUAACUGGGAUCAAGAAACACUACUGUAGAAAACAUGGAGAAAAGAAGUGGAAAUGUGAGAAAUGUUCAAAGAGAUAUGCUGUGCAAUCAGAUUGGAAAGCUCACUCUAAGACUUGUGGCACUAGGGAAUAUAGAUGUGAUUGUGGUACUAUUUUCUCAAGGCGAGAUAGCUUUGUGACUCAUAGGGCGUUUUGCGAUGCAUUAGCUGAGGAGACGGCUAGAGUUACUGCAGCAUCUAAUAUGCACAACCCAUUGGCCGUCGGAAACAACAUCAAUUACCAUUUCAUCGGCGCACCAUUAGCGCCAAACAUGGCGCAGCAUUUCUCUUCUCUUUUCAAGCCACUUUCCAACAACAACGAGAACUCGGAUCGAAUGAGAAGAGAUCAACUAUCGCUUUGGAAUAUGGGUGUAGCUCAAGAGCAAGACCAAAUAGGUAUCAAUAUCAAUAAUCUCCGCGAAAUCCAUCAAAUCAGUCCCCUUCUUCAUCAAACAUCACCAGCACCAACACCAACAUCAGCUUAUGACGCAAAUACCCUCCUGGCAUCACGUUCAAAUGCUCCACCAGUUAGUUAUAAUAACAACCAUAUUAACUGGGAUCAGUUAACCGGAAGCAAAAUCUCUUCAAUUAACAAUGCUGAACAAUUAUCAAACACCUCAUCUGCAAAUAUUAGCGUUCCGUCAUUGUUCAGUACUCAACACCAAAUUGCACCUUCUUCUACUGCUCCAAAUAUGUCUGCAACAGCUUUACUCCAAAAAGCAGCUCAGAUCGGAGCAACAACAACAACAACUGUAACCGAUCCAUCAAUAUUCCUCGAAAAUUUCACGAUGAAUAAUUGCAACAACAAGAACAAUAACCAGCUUCAACAAGGGGAUAAUGAUAACAAGUUUUGUGGAUUUUAUGUUAGUACUCCUACUACGAAUAACUCGAUCAGUACAAGUCUAGGAAGUGACGUAGAUCAGAGCUCGUCGGUAAAUGAUUUCUCCGCUAAUAUGCACCCUAUGCAGAUGUAUCCUCCUUCAAAACGUCGUCACAUUCAAAUUGAAGAUAGUGUGAAAGGAGGCGGAGGAGGAGGAGGACAAACUAGGGAUUUCUUGGGAGUUGGUAUACAAUCAAUCUGCCACCCUUCAUCAAUCAAUGGAUGGAUAUGAUUAAAUUGAGUAUUUUCAUUUUAUUUUAUUUUAUUUAAAUAUCAUGUCUAACCAUCAAGGUUUUACUGUCUAGUGGUAUCGAUAAGAGUCUCCUACACAACAACUGUGAGUUCGAUUCUCACUGUUCCCUUUUUUCACCAUGUAAUAAUUUUUCCUUUUUAAUGUUAAAAGCUAAGAUACAAUAAA